Molecule: messenger RNA, 1168 nt
Organism: Triticum aestivum (bread wheat)
Lineage: Eukaryota; Viridiplantae; Streptophyta; Magnoliopsida; Poales; Poaceae
Product: glyoxylate/hydroxypyruvate reductase HPR3-like
Exons: 1
Coding region: 43-1017 (324 amino acids)
Cellular component (GO): cytosol
Molecular function (GO): glyoxylate reductase (NADPH) activity; NAD binding; hydroxypyruvate reductase [NAD(P)H] activity
Source: RefSeq, a predicted model, not a curated record
CUUGGCCGCCCUUCACGCCCUCUUCUCGCGCGGCAACGUACGAUGGCAGCGACGCGGCGGGUGCUAGUGCUCUGCCGCCUCUCGCCGGCCUCCCUCGCCGCCCUCGCCGCCCGCUUCAGCCUCCUCGACCGCCACGCCUCGCCGCUCUCGAUGGAAGCCUUCCUCGCCGCCGCGGCCGCCGCCGCCGACCCACCGCGCUUGGCCCUCGUCCCGGGCGGGGGCGUCCGCGUCGAUGCGGCUUUCCUGGACGCCCUACCGUCGCUGCGCUGCGUCGUCACGGUCAGUGCAGGCCUGAACCACAUCGACCUCCCCGAGUGCGCGCGCCGCGGCGUCGCCGUGGCCAACGCGGCCGGGGUCUACUCCUCGGACGUCGCGGACCACGCCGUCGGCCUGCUCAUCGACGUGCUCCGGCGCGUAUCGGUCGCCGACAGGUACGUGCGGCGGGGGCUCUGGCCGGAGCGCGGCGACUUCCUGCCCCUCGGGUCCAGGCUCCGCGGGAAGCGCGUGGGCGUCGUCGGCCUCGGCAGCAUCGGGUCGGCGGUCGCGAGGAGGCUGGAGGCAUUCGGCUGCGUCGUCUCCUACCACUCCCGCCGCCGGAAACACGACGUCUCCUACUGCUACCACCCCGCGGUGCGCGACCUCGCGGCGUGCUCCGACGUGCUCGUCGUCGCGUGCGCGUUGACGGCCGAGACCCAUCACGUCGUCGACAGGCGCGUGCUGGACGAGCUGGGGAGCGGCGGCGUGGUGGUGAACGUGGCGCGCGGCCCGAACGUGGACGAGGCGGAGCUGGUGAGGGCGCUCGCGGAGGGCAGGCUCGCGGGCGCCGGGCUGGACGUGUUCGAGGACGAGCCGGACGUGCCGGCGGAGCUGCUGGCCAUGGACAACGUCGUGCUGACGCCCCACCGGGCCGCGUUCACCCCGGAGUCCAUAGCCGACCUCGACCGCCUCGUUGCCGGCAACCUGGAGGCCUUCUUCGCCGGCGCACCGCUGCUUACGCCCGUCGUCGUCUCCGGCUGAGCACAAAGAAUGUCGAUCGUCACUGACCGCGAGCUCUUCACAAAGAAUAAAACUGGCAUCGAUUAGUCCACCACCAACCGAUGUCUGCUGGUGGCUUUGUCCCUCCAAAGCAGCAGGUACGAUGAGACCAUGCACAAAUCUAAAAGCAGCA